UACAAGUUACUAUGACAACAGCGUCAAAGUUCGGAAAAAGAGGUGCUUCUGGUUAAAAUGUAGAUAUCUGUAAAUUAAAUUGAAGGAAAUCAUCUUAACUUGGAUAUUUUAAUUUUCAGGACAAAGUAAAUCUACAUUAUCAUUGGUUUUAUUGUAUUACAUAAAUGUACAUGUACUUUAAAUUGUGAAAAUCCCCAACAUGCUUGACAGUAGAAGCCUGGUAAUUUUUCUGUUAAGUAAAUACAGGAGGUGGAAUGCUAACAUAUACUGUAGUUGUCAAAAGACAGGCAGCUCAGAAUUAGAAAACAGGCAAGCACAACUUAUGGCACGUGGAUUGCCAAAACAGAAACCAAUUACUGGAGUCAAACAGAUAAUACUUGUGGCGUCAGGAAAGGGUGGUGUUGGAAAAUCCACAACCGCAGUUAAUCUCUCAUUAGCCCUGAAAUCAGUUGAACCAAACAAAGUGGUUGGACUUCUCGAUGCAGAUGUGUAUGGCCCUUCUGUUCCACUUAUGAUGGGCUUACAUGAAACUCCACUCCUAACUAAAGAUAACUUGAUGAUUCCUUUAGUUAAUUAUGGAUUGCAAUGUAUGUCAUUGGGUUUCCUUGUUGAUGAGAAGUCACCAGUUAUAUGGAGAGGCCUUAUGGUCAUGAGUGCAUUAGAGAAACUCUUGCGACAGGUGGCAUGGGAUGCAGUGGACUACCUCAUAGUGGAUACACCUCCUGGAACUGGAGAUACUCACCUCUCACUAAUACAGAAUUUACCAUUGGCAGGUGUUGUACUGGUAACAACACCACAAAUUGCAGCACUUGAAGUAACUAGGAGAGGUGCAAUCAUGUUCCAAAAACUGAAGGUGCCAAUUGUUGGAGUUGUCCAGAACAUGAAUACAUUUGUGUGUCCAAAAUGUAAGAAUUCACUUGCUUUGUAUGGCCAUGGCACUGAAGACUUAGCUUCUGAAUUAGGUAUUGAUUUAUUACAAGAUAUACCACUAGAUGCUGCAAUAACAGAAACCACAGACCAAGGAAAGCCUAUAGUUGUAGCCCUGCCAAACAGCACUCAGGCUGAAGCAUAUAAGAAACUUGCUGAAAAAGUAAUAACAUUCUUAAAGAAGCAGGAAGUGCAAAGAAAUAAAAGUUGAAAAUGUAUUAACUUCAAGGCGGCAGAUUUAUUAUGGAUAACAAUUUAGAAGAAUGGUAUCUAUCAAACCACUGCCCACCCAGUUUCAGCUGGCAACAGUUACCUUUGUUACAUUUAAAGUCCCAAAUACUACCUUAUGCAGUAACUCUAAUCUACAUGAUAUGCUGACAUGGUCUGGCAGACAAAGCCUGUAUUACAGUGUUCCAAGUACAGGACUGUCCAAAAAUAUAAUACCCUAAGCUAAAUUACUACCCUAAAUGCAACGCAAUAAAUUGUAUAAAGCACCUUCCCAUGGAUCCAUUGAAUCUCACUUGAUAAUUAUUGCCAGCUGAGUUAAAUGUAUUUAACUACAUUUGUUUGUUUUUUAAAAUGUUCAGUUAUAUUACAGUAGAACUCACAUCUGAUAAUCUUAUUCAUAAUAAAGACUACUUUUAUUGAAGUGUGGUA
Messenger RNA from Zootermopsis nevadensis, 1584 nucleotides. RefSeq names its product NUBP iron-sulfur cluster assembly factor, mitochondrial (gene Nubpl). Gene Ontology annotation, cellular component: mitochondrion. Lineage: Eukaryota; Metazoa; Arthropoda; Insecta; Blattodea; Termopsidae. Gene Ontology annotation, molecular function: 4 iron, 4 sulfur cluster binding; ATP-dependent FeS chaperone activity; ATP binding. The record is from RefSeq and is a predicted model, not a curated record. Gene Ontology annotation, biological process: iron-sulfur cluster assembly; mitochondrial respiratory chain complex I assembly.